Messenger RNA from Plasmodium yoelii, 9174 nucleotides. RefSeq names its product conserved Plasmodium protein, unknown function. The record is from RefSeq and is a predicted model, not a curated record. The transcript is spliced from 7 exons. Lineage: Eukaryota; Apicomplexa; Aconoidasida; Haemosporida; Plasmodiidae. Bases 1 to 9174 code for a protein of 3057 amino acids.
AUGUGGAAUAAUAAAAUUGAUAUAAAUGAUGUUAUAAAAGAAAUAAUAUAUAGAUCAGCCGAUGAUUGCAAUUAUAAUAAUGUGGAAAUAAAUUUCCCAAGUAUAAUAAAAUAUUUUUAUGAUGUAAUAAAUAGAUAUAAUAUAAAAAAAAAUAUUUCUGAUGAAAUUUUUAAUAAAUUAUUAAUAAUAUGUAAGAAUAUAAUAGAAGACAAAAUAAAAUGUGACAAUUUAAAACCAAUAUUAGAUAAUGAAUCAAGAUUGUAUCUUAAUAAUUCAGAUUUUCAAAAUGAUGAAAAUAUAAAUGAACAAAUUUGUUAUUAUAAAAGUUUUGAUUUAUUUAAUUUGGAAAAUAAGGAAAUACUUGAAAUAGACAAUUUAUAUAAGCAACGAAAUAGUAAUAACUAUUCUAAUAAUUUUGAAGAUAAUGAAAAUGAAUAUUUAAGCAAUGAUGAAUGUAUUCCUUAUAGUAUACAUAAUGAAGCUUCUAAUAAAAUAAAUAAUAACGUUUUUAAAUUUACAAAAUUGUGUAAAAAAGAAAAUGAAUAUAAUAUUUUAAAUGAGGAUAGUAAAAAAGAUCAAGUAAAUAUUUUUUCACUUAUGAAAAAUGAUGAAAAAAAAAAAAAAAAAUGUUAUUAUAAAAAUGUAAGUGAAUCAACUAAAACAAAAAAUAUUAGUGAUAAUAAUUUAGUCAAUAAUGAAUAUCAAGAAAAUUGUUGGAAAUAUUUUGAUUAUAAUAAUAUAAAUAAAAUCGAAACUCACAAUUUAAUAAAAAUAAAUGAAAGCUCUUUUUUACAUAAAAAUAAUAGAAAUUUAUUAAAAAUAUAUUUAAAUGGAGAAACAAUAUGUAAUAUAUAUAAAAAGGUUACAAAAUGUAGACAUAAUAAUGGUGAAAAUAAUAAUGGUGACAAUAAUGGUGACAAUUUUUAUGUUAAUAAAAAAAAUAAAAUGAAAAUAUAUAAUGAAGCCAAUCUUUUUUUUACCUAUACCAUGUUAAAAAAAAUGUUUAUUUUAUGGAUGAAUAUUGUGAAUAAAAAAAAAUUAAUAAAUAAAAAUAAAAUUAUAUUCAAUAAAAUGUGUAACAAAAAAGUGUUAAUAAAAUAUUAUGAUAUAUGGAUAUACCGUUUUGAAAAAAAAAUAUAUUUAAAACAUACAUAUGAAAGAUUAGUUAUAAAAAAUGAUAGCAUAAGAAUACGAAAGUUUUUUAAUAAAUGGUUAAAUAAAUACAAAAAGAAAAGAAAAAAAAAUUUUAUUUAUUGUCUACAUAUAUUUAGUGAAUGGAAAAAUUUUGCAGAAAAAAGUAAAUUAUUACAAUUAUCCAAAAAUAAGCUGGAAAAAAAAAAAAAAAAAAAAAUAUUUACUAUUUGGAAAAAUAAAUAUCAAAAUAAAAUUAUUAAGAAAAUUAAAAAUAAAGAAAUAUAUAAUAUUUAUAAUAAAAAUCUGUUAAUCAAAUGUUAUGUACAUUUAGUUUUAUAUUAUAAAAAAAGAAAACAUGAAAAUGAAUCUUAUCAAGUUAUAUAUACUAAGUGGAGAAUACAUGUGUGUAAAAAAUAUUUUUAUUUUUUUAUACAAAUAUAUAAUGAAGAAUUAAAAUUUAAAGAGUAUUAUCAAAAAUAUAUAAAUAAAAUAAAAACAGUUUUAACCAAAAAAUAUUUUUAUAUCUUAUAUAAGUAUUAUAAAAAAUGUAAGCAACUGUCUUUAUCCUUAACAAAAUGGAAAAAUCAAAAAAAAAAAAAUAUACCACAUAUUUAUUUUUUACAAUGGAUUGAUAUAUAUAAUGAAAAUUUAAAAAUUAUGAAUUUAUUAAAAUGUAUAAAUGAAAAAAAAAAAGUCUAUAUUUUAAAAAAAUAUUUCACAAUUUUGAAAAAGCAUAAAGAGAAAAAAUUUUAUUUAAAAAAAUUAUUUAUUUAUAUAUAUGAAAAAAAAAAUAAACAAGACAUGAAAAUAAUAUAUAAUAAAUGGAAAAAUUAUUAUGUUUUAAACUCUUCAAAAUAUAUAUUUUUAUAUAAUAAAUAUAAAUAUAAAAUUAUGAUACAAUCUUUUUAUCUUUUAUAUAAAUAUAAAGAAUAUAAAAAAAAACGAAAAGCACACAUAUUAACUAUUGAUAGCUAUUUUGUUAAUAAUUUAAAAAAAAAUGUGAUAAAAAAAUGGAUAAUGUAUAUAAAAAUAUAUAAAAAAAAUAUUUUAAGUUAUUACAAAUUUAACAAUGAAAGCAAUCUUCUUUUGUUAUUCAUGUCGAAGAUUAUGAUAAAAAAUCAAACACUUUCAAAGUUAGUAAAUAAAAUAACUAUUUUAGAUAUUGUUAAUUUUUAUAAUAUUGAUAUAAAUAUAAAUACCUUAAUAUAUGUUCAUAAAAAAUAUUAUUUAUUUUAUAAUAUAAUGGAAAAUCCGAGUUAUUUUUAUAAAAAUGAAUCUUUUAUACUUAAAACAAUAAACAUUGUCUUAUCUUUUGUUCCUGCUUCAUUUGUAAUUAAUUUAUCAAAACUUAAAUUCAGCUUGCCUUAUUUUGCCUUUGCCCUUAAAAUGGCCGUAUACAAGAUAAUUUUCACAAAUUGGCUGCUUAACUGUCGAUCUAUAAAAAGCUUCAAGAGAAAGAUGGAAGAAAAGAUUGUAAAAAGAUAUUUUUUGUCAUUGGUUUUGUUUGGAAUUAAAAAGAAAAAAUUAGCGAAAUUGAAAAUGGAGUAUGAAAUAGAACAAGAGAUUAUGUUAAAAAAGAAAAUAUUUACAAAAUGGUUAGGAUUGCGUAUAAAAUAUUUUAAAUUUCGAAAAAAAUAUGAUAUAUAUAUUUAUAAGACCAAAGAAAAUAGAAUAAAAAAAGCAUUAAUAGGGUGGUAUAAAAUAACUAAAGAGUCUAAAAAAAAAAAGGAAAAUAUAUUAAAUUUUUUUAAAAAAUUAUUAAUAAAAAAAAAAAGAAAAUGUUUUAAUUCUUUAAUUAUUAAUGUAAACAAAAAACAAGAAAUGAAAGUUAAAAAAGAAAUAUCAGAUUUAUUCUAUAUGAACAAAUUAAAAAAAAAAAUCUUUAAAUCAUUAUUUAUAUAUUCAAAAAAUAUGUUAUAUUUUUAUACGUUAAAUAAAAUGGCACAAAAUUAUCUUAAAGGUUUAUGUAUAAUUAAAUGGCGAAAAUUAACUAGACAAUAUUUGAAUAAAAAAGAAAAAAAUGCAAAUAUUUUAAAUUAUUUUUAUUUAAAAAUCAAAAAAAAGUUUUUUGAUAUGCUUAUUGUCUAUACUAGCCAUCGCCAAAUUAAUAAAAAAAAGAUUUCCCAUUUUAAAAAAAUACAAGAAAAAAUAUUUUUUUAUAAAUAUAUGAAGUGCUGGAAGAAUUAUGUUGAGAUCAAAAAAAAUAAAAAAGAAUUUAUGCAAAAAAUUGUUAACCAUUUCAACAGGAAAAAAAAAAUAAGUGUGCUAAGCAAGUGGUAUACAGCAUUUAUAAUAAACAUAAAAUUGAAGGAAGCGGAUUUAAUUUUUACAACAAAAAUAGUUAUUAUAUAUUUUAGUAAAUUAUUUUUGUAUUGCCAAAAAAUGAACAGAAUUUUGAGAUUUGUAAAAAAUAGACAAAAUGUGUUGAUUUGCCAACGAAUAUUAAAAGAAUGGAAAAGACAUACAAAAUUUGAAAAAAAAAGAAAAAAAUAUAAUGAAAAAAUAUGCAAAAAAAUAAAAAAAGAAUAUUAUAUUUUAUGGUGUAAAAUGUAUGAAAAAGUAAGAAAAAAAAAAGAGCAUGGGUAUAUAUUAUAUAAUAUUAGGCAAAUAAAUAAUUCAAAUAAAUUAUAUAAAUUUUACACAGAGUGGAAGAUUAAAUAUAUACAAAAUAAACAAAUAAAAACAUUUAUAUAUAUUAUAAAUAAAUAUAUAAUAGACAAAAUAAAAUUAAAAAUAAUUAUUAUAUUAUAUAAAAAUUAUGAAUAUUUUUUAAAUAUAUCAUCAUUAUUUAAUAAUUUUUUACUAGAAAAAAGAAAUAAAAUAAAAAAAAAUAUUUUUAAUUUAUUAGUAUAUAAUAAAAAUAGAAGAAUAAAGAAUAAAAUAGCUUUACAUUUUUAUGUCAAAAAAAUUAAAACAAAAGCUUUUUCUUCAUUAAAAAAAUAUAAAAAUAAAAAAUUAUUAUAUGAACAAAAUACUAAUAUAUUAAUAAAUAAAAAAAAACAAUUAUACUUUUAUACUAUCGUUAAUUUUUAUAAUCUUAUCCAUAAAAUUAAAACCAGUUAUUUUGAAUUAUGCAAAAAUAUAGAUACAAGAAUUAGGAGGGAAUUUUUUAUGAAAUGGCUUACAUUUUUGAGAAAAAAAAAAAUGGAAAAACAAAAUUUUAUCGAAUUUAUCAAAAAAAGGGAAAAUAAGAAAAAGGAAGAAAUAUUUUUGGAAAUGUUUAGAAAAUCAAAUAAAAAGAAAUACAUUGCUAUUAUAUUAAAGCGGGUUAAUCAUAUGUUUCAAACAAAAAUGUACCAAAUGGGGAUAAACAAAUUUAGGGCGAAUAGGAAAUAUAUGAUUGUACAGGAGAAAAUAUACAAAAAACUUGCAGAAAAGCGAAAGAAAAAAAUUAUGAGAAAAUGUGUAAAAGUGUUACAAAAAAAAGUUGCAAAACGAAAGAGAAAAGAAACAGAAGAAGAGAUGGUAACAUUUUUUUAUAACAGCUUUAUAAAGAAAAUAUAUUUUAGAAAAAUGAUAAAUAUAUCUACUCAAUUAUUAGAAUAUGAAAAUAAUAUAAUGGAAAAAAUAAAAUUGAAUAAUUAUUUUUAUUUUAAAAGAUGUUAUUUUAUUAAAUGGAAACUAUUUGUAGAAAAAAAAAAAAAAUAUAAAAAAAUGGAAAAUUUAAUCAAAUUAAAAAAAAUGGCAAGAAUAUUUUUUAUUUUCCUAUAUCUUAGAGCUAAAACUUCUUAUAAACAAAUUUUAGUAAUGUAUAAAAUUUUUAUUUUAUUCAAUAAUAUAUCUAAAGAAGUGGACACAACAUCUCAGUUACUUGAUUUUGGUUAUUCUUUAUUUUCGAAUGUUUAUAUUUUUAAGAAUAAUAUUGAGCCCAAUGUUAGAAGAAACUUGACAUCUAAUAGUUCUGGCUCUGCUUCUGCUUCUGCUUCUGGCUCUGCUUCUGCUUCUGCCUCUGCCUCUGCUUCUGCCUCUGCCUCUGCUUCUACAUCUCACAAUAACCCUACCAUAUGUAGUAACGCGACAAACGAUUUAGUGAUCGAUGCAGAACCCGUUUUAUUAAGUUGUUACAAAAGUGAAGAAAAAGAAGUAGUACAACAAAAUGAAAGUUUUAGAAACAAUAUAAUGAUAAAAAAAAAAAAAAGCAGAAAUUUAUUUUUUAAGAAUAUAAAAAUGUAUCUAGGAUUAAAUACAAUAUAUUCAAAAAUGAAAAAAAAAGACAAAUUAAAUAUAAAUGAGAAUAAAAUUAAGAUAAAAAAUGAUUAUUUUGCUAAUUUUUUAAAUAUUUGUAAUUUUUUAAAAAAUAAUAAUAUUAACAGAUUAGUAUUAAAUUAUUUAAUGUUAUAUGAUACAUAUGAUAUAAAUAUAUUUUUUAUCCAUUACAAAAAAAAAUUCAAAUUAUUAUAUAAUUAUUUUUUUAAUUUUCUGUCAAUAAAAAUGAAAAAAGCAUUAUUAAAAAUAUUUAAAAAAAAUGAUCCAUACUAUUAUAUAAAGUUAAUAAAUUCAAAAGAAAAACAGAUUCAAGACAAUUUAAAAAUUAUGUUAUUUAUUUAUUAUUUAUUUAAUACUACAUCUUUUCCAUGUAAUGAAAAUAAUUCCACUCUAUACAAUAUACAAAUUAUAUGGUUCAAUAUAAACAAUCUUUUUAAAAAUUCAAAAAAUGAACAAAAUUAUGAUGAUAAUAAUAAUAAUAAUAUUAGUAUUAGAAAUAGUGAUAAUGUGUCAGUUAUAAAUGUAUUUUACAAUAAAAAAAAAGAUUAUCAUUAUAAUAAUUUAAAAAAUAAAUCUAUAGAUUUAAUAGAAAGAAACAGCAAUUCGAGUAGUGAAUGUAACAGUGAUUAUUAUCUAAAUUGUGAUAAUAAUUGUUUCAUAGCUGAUAAAUAUGAAUCUAUUGGUGAUCAUCACACAAAUUUUCAUAUAAAAAAUGAUGUAAAUUUGUAUAGAAAUGGAAAAUCUCUAAAAAAUAUGAACUGUACAGAAAUAAUAAAUAAAGAUGGAAUAUUGAAAAUGCAAACUAAAAGAAAAUAUUAUUUAAUAACAAAAGAAAAUUAUGAAAAGAAAAUGAUGUAUUUAUAUAAUAGACUUCAAGGUUCUAUAUUAAAUAAAUUUCGAGAAAAUGAAAUGGCCAUAAAAUAUCCUUUUCUUUUAAAUUUAAAAAUAUCAAAACUAAUAAAAGUGUAUUUAUUUUUUAAAAAAAUGAAAAAUUGGUUAAAUGUUUGGAAUAAAUAUAGUUUAUUAAAGAAAGAAAAAAGAGACAGAGAUUUAAACAAAAUUGGAAGUUUUAAAAAAAAGAAGAAUACAGAAAAUUUAGAAAAAUAUUUUGGUACAUGGAUAUUAUUAUUUAAUACAAAAGUUAAAGAAAUGAAAAAUAAACGAAAAGCUAUUUUAAAAAAACAUAUUCAAUUAAUUUUUAUAUUUUGGCAUAAACUUAUAAUUGUAAAUAAUUAUAAUAAGGAUAAAUUUUUGGAACUAAAAAAUCAAAGUGAAAAAAAAUUAAAACUUACAUAUUUUAUAAAUUAUUAUAAUUUAUUUAAAAAAAGAAAAAAUGAAAAAGUAUAUUAUGAAAUUGUUUUAAAUCAUACUAAUAAUAAAAAGAAACAAACAUUUUUUUAUGUAUGGUUAUUAUUGUAUAAAUAUGAAAAAAAAUGUCAUUCCUUAAUAGAAAAAAAAAAUUAUAUUUUAUUACAAUCUUUUUUUCAUAAUUGGUUAUCUAUAUAUGAAAAGAGAUUAAUAUAUAUUAAUUUUAUAAAUGAAAUUAAAAAGAUAAUUCUUAAAAAAAAUAUAUUCAAGGAUGUUAUUCGAAAUUUUCGUUACUAUAAUUUUAUUAAAUUGAAAAAAGACAUGUUACAAAAAAAAUAUUUCCAAAUAUAUUAUAAUUUAAUCAAGAAAAAUAGUAUUAUAAAUAAAUUACAAAUAUAUAUAUAUUCAUCUUUACAAUACAAAAGAAUGAAAUAUUUAUUUUUCUACUGGAACAAAAAGUGUAAUACGCGAAAAAAAUGUUUGGAAAAUUAUUACACACAUUUAUCCAAAAAAAAACAUAUUAUAUUCACCAAAUGGAAAAAUAUAUUUGUUAAAAAUAAAAACAUAAAUGAUGAAAAAUUGACAAAAUUUAACAAACUAAUAAUGACCAUUUAUCUACAAAAAUUGAUUAUUUAUUGUCGUUAUAGAAAAGUAAAAAAAAAAGUUCAAAAAAAAAUAUUGAAUAAAUAUUUUUUUCAAUUAAAAAAAAAAUAUGAACAAUCUAGCCAAAUUAAAGCCUAUAUUAAUAAAUAUAAAUUGAAUGUAAAAAGAAAUGUAUUUUCAGCAUUAAAUAGAUAUAAAAUUUCACGAAAACAUAAUAACAAUUUAAAGAAAUAUUGUACAGAAUAUAAUCGUAAAUGUGUAUUGAAGAAGUAUUACAAAAUAUGGAUUAUGCAAUAUUUUAAAUUAAAAAAAAUAAAUAAUUGUGUUAAAGAGUUGUUAAUACAAAAUGAUAUAUUAAUGAAAACGACGAUUAUCAACAAUUGGAUUAAUUAUGCAAAAAAAAAAGUGACACUUCAAAAUUUUUAUCAUGUUGUAAUAUCAAAGAAAUACGAAAUUAUUAAGAAUAACAUAUUUUACAAAUGGAGGAAUAUGCAUAUAUUUUUUUCAAAACAAAGACAUAAAAUUUUGGGAGAAAAAUUCAAUAUUUGGAUGCGUAAUUUUAAGUUUAUAAUUUUUAUGAACAAAAUACACAUACAUUUUUAUAAUAUUUAUCAAGACAAUAUAUCAUCUUUUUAUUAUAUAUUAAAAAAAAAAAAUGAAAAUUAUAAAUUAUUGCAAAAUGGAUAUUUCCCUUUUGUAAAAAAUCAAAUAAAAGAAAUAAUUGAUUAUAAGGAAAAAUUUAUGCACACACUUUUUUAUGCAAUAAAUAAUUAUGCUAAUAAAAGAAAAAAAUUACGAUUGUUAUUGGCUAGUAGUAUUGAAAAACUAAUAAAUAAAAGAAAAAGUCAAUGUUUCUCUAUAUUAUUAAAACACAAAAAUAUAAGCCAAAAAAAGGUACACUUACACAAUUUAUAUCUUAAAUACACUAUUGAAAAAAAGUUUUAUCUUUUUAAAAAAUAUUUCUUUAUAAUAAUAAAUUUAUAUUUUUAUAACAAUCAUUUGCGAUUAUGUCAACAAACAAUCAAAUGUAGAAAAAGACAGAGAGUACUCAAUGAAUUUUUAACACAAUGGAAAAUUUAUAAAGAACAUUCAAAAGAAAAAGCUGCUUUAAAAAUUAUAUCAAAUAAUUUUUUAGCAUAUAGAAGAAAAACUGAAUUUAUUGUGGCUUUAAAACAAUAUUGUAUUGAGAAUAAAUGGAAAAAUUAUUGUGAAUAUAAUUCUUUAAUGUUUUCUAAAAAAGUUAAGGAAAAAAUGGUAACACAAUUUUUAGUCCAUUGGAAAAAUAAAGCCCUUUGUCAUUUUAAUAAAAUAAAAAAAAUUGAAGACUUUAAAAAUAAAUACAAUAUUAAUGUUAUGAAAAAAUAUUUCUUCAUUUUAAUAUUUUCCAUUAAUAAAGUGAAAAUUGAAAAAAAAAAUUUUGAUAUAGUUAGGUUUAAAAACGAAAAAAAUAUAAAACAAUAUAUAUUUAAUAUAUUAUACAAUAUUGCCUUAACAAAUAUAAAUAAUUAUGAACAAGUCAUACAAAUAGCUAUAGAAAAAAAAAAUAAUUACAUUUUAAAGUGUGUAUUUUUAUUCCUUCGUAAUUAUACAAUAACACGAAAAAAAAUUAAUAAUAUAUUUAUUAAUGUUAAACAAAAUAAUACCACAAUACUUUUAAAAAAAUAUUUCUAUAAUUUAAUUUUUAAGUAUGUCAUUAAUAUCAAUCAUCACAAAUAUUACUACUAUAACAAAUAUCUUUCUAUUUGGAAGUAUUAUGUUGUUAUACAAAAAAGAGAACAAAAUGAGGUUAGGAAAUCGGGUCAAGAAGAGGAACUUGAAACAGAUGAAUGUAAUUCUUAUAAGAAUUCUUCAGAGGAUAAUCUAAAUGAUGAAUCAGAAAAAUUAUCGGGAGAUGAUAUUAGCGAGCUUGACCAAAUAAAUUAG